AAUACCCUUAGUUGUUGAAAGCCUAUAAAUAAUUAACUUUGGGUUCAAGAUCUCAAUUAAUUUCAUUAAGAGGAAAGAGAGAAAGCGUAAACUUUCUCUCUACCGAAUCACUUCCCUCUCCUUCUCCGCCCUCUCACUCACCAUCACAUUGCGCUGAUUCACCACCACCAUCUCCUCUGCUGCUUGACGUCUCACCGGCUCCGAUCGUGAAACUGUGAUUAUCAACUUCAAAGGAAUUCCUUGGUAUACGGUCCGCCACGUAAUAAGACCUUUCAAUAAAUAUUUGCAAUGGAUUCUUCUAGUGGUUAUUUACCAUUACCACUUAACCAAUACGUUGGCGUCAAGUUUAGGCCAACCGAUCAACAACUUCUUCAUUAUCUUUAUAGUAAGAUUAAUGGUCAACCAUAUUUUCAAGGAGCUAUUUUCGACUUUGAUCUUUAUGGUGGAACCGAGCCAUGGGAAAUCUGGCAAAGUUUCAAAGGAAUCGAUGGUGAAGAUCUCUACUUCUUUACUAAACUCAAGAGGUCAACGAAGAACUGUGGACAAUUGUCAGCACACAUCAGUCACAAGAUUGGGUUAGCCAACGUCACUUGGAGUGGCGAGAAUUCAGCCACUCCAAUUUUCGCAAAUGAAGAUGAUGAACAAAUAAUUGGUUACCGCAAGCGCUUUAGGUAUGAGAAUGACCAAGUGGAAGAACACCAUGGUGAAUGGAUAAUGCAUGAAUAUAGAUUGCACCAAAGUUAUUUGGCGUACCAAGAUGUGGAUCAUAAUUAUGUUUUAUGUCGAAUAAGGAAGAAUGAAAGGGCUAAAAGAAAAUUAGAAAUACGUGAGUUGCAACAACCCAAUAAGAAAAGAAUGACGGCACCAAAAAUCUAUCCUAAUAAAAGACUAAAGACAAAAGCAAAAGAAAGUUGUUUAGUUGAUCAGUUGCAACCGAUAGAGCCAAGAUUAAUGAUACGUCAGACGAUCUACAACUCGAAUAUCAUGCCUGAUAAGACCACUUGUGAAGAUAUCAGUGUUGUGGACCACGUACCGAAUAUGACUGCUAAUCAACAUAACGUUUAUACGCCUUUAAUGGCCACAAAUAUUGAAAGCAAUAAUUUGGGUACUGGUCUAAAUUUAGGUGACUUGAACGACGACGAAUGGAUGAAUUGUAUAAAUCUCGAUGAAUUGAACGACGUUCACUUUCCAUUUUACACCGAGGGCAACUUCGACGAAAUUAAACAUCGUGUAUUUUCAAAGUUUGAUGAGAGAUAGUUAUUCAUUGUA
Cucumis melo (muskmelon) is the source of this 1269-nucleotide messenger RNA. RefSeq names its product NAC domain-containing protein 2-like. The record is from RefSeq and is a predicted model, not a curated record. Lineage: Eukaryota; Viridiplantae; Streptophyta; Magnoliopsida; Cucurbitales; Cucurbitaceae. Bases 289 to 1257 code for a protein of 322 amino acids. Gene Ontology annotation, biological process: regulation of DNA-templated transcription. Gene Ontology annotation, molecular function: DNA binding. The transcript has 4 exons.